AUGGUAUGGAAUAAGCCAGAGCUUCUACAGGAGAUCCUCGAGCUUAUCCCUCGCGCACGGUACCUCACAAUAGACUCAGAGUUCUUCUGUGGCCAGGAAAUGGCUAUGCCCAGCUUUCUUACUCCCGAAGCUUUUUAUGAAAGAUAUCGGGAGCACCAUCGGAAUCAGUACAUUGCCCAGCUUGGCAUUACUAUCGCCAUUCCAGAUCCAUCUAUUUCGGCAUCCGACUCCAUCAAUACUCAAAUUUAUUCUCCAAACAAAGCUUGUGAGAGGCUUGGACUUCCUCACCUCUUUGACUCUUCCUUCAGGCGUUUCUCGCUGAACACCCGGGUCUCAGAAGUCACUAAAUUCUCGGUCGAAACCCUUACUUUUUUGAAGUCGAACGGCUUCAGCCUCGAUAAUUGGCUCGAUACAGCAGUGGAUCUAACCACACACCCCAGGGCUGUGAUUGAUCAAUGCGCACAAUUCUGGACACGCAUCUUUGCAGCGAUAGAUUCUGUUCACGGGCCAAAGGGCUUCGGGACCGCUGGAGCAAUAGCUCCUGAAGUCUUUCAAGCAUUAAAUCCAAAUGGAAAUCCAAAUGGGAGCCAACCGGACAAGAAGGCGUCAAGUGGGAUAGCCAAGAAAUGCUUACAGGAUGCGUGUGGGCUAAGCACUAAUUUCCUUGCUCCUGUGGCACACGCGACAGGGUUUGCUGAGGGCUCUAUCCCGCAGGUUUUCUUCACAUAUACAGCAGGUUGUCUCUAUGAAACAGCUGUCUCUAUAGAUUAUAGCACCCUCUUUGACUAUCUUGGCUUUUUCUUGUCUGAGUUCCAGCGUGAGAACGCCAGCUUCAAUUCAGAUAAGAAACUUGAGUACUACAUCACCAUCACUCCUGAUAAUGGAUAUCCCUAUGCGGUAGUCGCAAACUACGUUGAUCUGUUGCGAGAAGAUAUCGACUCUCUGACUGGAGACUGCUCUCUAGAUCUAGAGGCUAAAGUGCAUGCAUCUGCUCACUACUACCACCGUAGUAACAAGAGCAAUCCAAAAAUACUCUUAUCCAUACGUAUUUGGCGCACCCGGGAAGAGGCUCAGCUUCAUACGCACCAAGUGAUCCAAAAGAUGAAGACUGAGCUCUAUGGUCUGCGGGCAUUUACUGAUGCUGUCUGCAAACAUAACGUGCCUCUUGUGCUCUUUUCUGGCUGCACUGACAUUUACUUGACACUGGCGUCUGUCUAUGGAGAGCACUAUCUUUCUACCUAUGCUCAGUUUCUCACCUUAGUUUCCAACACCUUCCCGCGCUGUUUUGACCUGAAGAUCUUUGUAGACUUGCCUCCCAUUAUCAAUCACCUCAAGACCAAUCUCUCCUUAGGCUCUCGUUCCUUGUCACAGAUCUUCAAGAUAACAUCGUAUGGUCUCCAGUCAGCACAGUCAGAUGCAGAUGAUAAUAACAUGGUGCACGACGCGGGCUACGACAGCUUGAUGACAGCUCUUUCAUUUGAAUGGGUUCUUGGCCACUUCCUCGCCAUAACCGGAACAAUCUCCCUCGAUGAUCACAAGCGUUUGCUCUACAAGGUCUCUUCUAUCAAGGUCAACAAAGAUCUACCCACAACUGAUCUUCCAUUAUUUUUCAAUUACUGCUGGGAUAAGUUCUACAUCCACCAGAGCGCGUUUCCAUAUUCAUUAAAAGAUCACACUUCUCCAGUUAGUAGUGUUGACACCCAUCAGCCAACUCUCACCCAGUAUGUCCUCUAUCCCGUCAAAGACCUUAGCGUUGUGGUAAAAGCGCUCUAUCCCCUCUCAUCUCACCUCAAAAAAAUGUACCCCGACCGUCCUUGUCACUAUUAUAUUGAAAGAGGCAGAGAUCAUGGCCGUGUGUACAUUCCCACAACACACCCCGGUGCUGCCACAAUCCUUAAUGAGGUCAUCAAUGCAGAGAGUUCUGGAAGUCAAUAUUCUUAUGUAGACACAAGUAUCGCUGAGCUACACACGCUUCAAUAUGCUCAGAAGAGCUUCUGA
Molecule: messenger RNA, 1998 nt
Organism: Giardia duodenalis
Lineage: Eukaryota; Fornicata; Diplomonadida; Hexamitidae
Product: CAF1 family ribonuclease
Exons: 1
Coding region: 1-1998 (665 amino acids)
Cellular component (GO): cytoplasm
Molecular function (GO): RNA binding; 3'-5'-RNA exonuclease activity
Source: RefSeq, a predicted model, not a curated record